CCCUCUCCUUUGUUUGAAACCGUAUGCAGGAGGGAGGGAGAGAGUGUGAGAAAUGGGAGAGAAAGUGUGAGAAAAAGAGAGAGAAGGUGUAGAGAGUGAUAUGAGAAAAUCAGCCCCACAGAUUUCAUUUCACCUGAUAAAAACCCUCACUUCUCCACUACAUUCUCGUUCUCAAUCUCCUUUUUAUUGUCUCAAUUUGGUUUUCAAUUUGAUUAUCAAAAAUGAGUCGUUUAGGGUUUAAAUCGGUGGUCUACCAUGGCGAUUGUUGUUUGGGUGAGUUAGACACAAUCCCUGUGAAGGACCAGAGUUUUCAAUUUCCGAAUAACGAGAUUCGAAUCCACCACACAUCUCCUCUCAGCGAACGAUGCCUUCCUCUCUCAAUCCUCCAAACAAUUUCCUCAAAUUCAGUCCGAUGCAAGCUCGAAUCCACAUCUCCAAUCGAACAGUCUCAAUUGAUCAAUCUUCACGCCUCUUGCUUUUACGAACUCAAGACUGCGGUGGUGUUGAUCGGAGACGAAGAGGUUCACUUGGUGGCAAUGCCGAGCAAGCAGAAGAAAUUUCCAUGUUUUUGGUGCUAUGCGGUUCCGUCCGGUUUGUAUAAUGCUUGUUUGGGGAUGUUGAAUUUACGGUGUCUUUCAAUUGUGUUUGAUCUGGAUGAAACUCUGAUUGUUGCCAAUACUAUGAAGUCGUUUGAGGAUCGAAUCGAGGCUUUGCGGAGUUGGAUUGCACGUGAAACAGAUCCAAUUCGUAUGUCAGGAAUGACCGCUGAGAUGAAACGAUAUGUCGAUGAUCGAGCUUUGUUGAAGCAGUUCACGGAGAGUGAUUAUGUUUUGGAUAAUGGGAAGAUGUUUAAGGUUCAAUUGGAGGGGGUUCCUCCAUUAUCAGAUGGUCACGAGAGGGUUCUUCGGCCUGUUAUACGAUUACCAGAAAGGAAUAUAGUCUUGACUCGCAUUAAUCCAGAGAUCCGUGACACUAGUGUGCUGGUUAGGUUAAGACCUGCUUGGGAGGAUUUGAGAAGUUAUUUAAUUGCAAAAGGGCGGAAAAGGUUUGAAGUUUACGUUUGUACCAUGGCCGAAAGAGAUUAUGCAUUAGAGAUGUGGAGGCUGCUAGACCCGGAGGCACACCUGAUAAGUUCAAAGCAAUUAAUGGACCGUGUUGUAUGUGUCAAAUCAGGUGCUCGGAAGUCCUUGCUCAGUGUCUUCCAAGAUGGCAAUUGCCAUCCAAAGAUGGCAAUGGUGAUCGAUGACCGCCUGAAGGUUUGGGAAGAUAAGGAUCAACCUCGAGUUCAUGUAGUACCUCCGUUUACUCCUUAUUAUGCUCCUCAGGCAGAGACAGCAAAUGCAGUUCCAGUCCUCUGUGUGGCAAGAAAUGUUGCAUGCAAUGUUAGAGGUUGCUUUUUCAAAGAGUUUGAUGAGAAUUUAUUAAGAAGAAUCUCUGAACUUUUCUAUGAAGAUGAGGUGGUAAAUUUACCUUCUGCACCUGACGUGAGCAACUACUUGAUGUCAGAGGAUGCUAGUUUUGUACCAAAUGGAAAUACAAAUGCCCCCAUGGCUGAGGGGAUGAAUGGUCCUGAAGUUGCCCAGAGAUUGAACCAAUUGGAUGAGAAGUAUGGAGCAGAUUUCGAGCUUAAAUCUGAGGUCUCCCAGCUACCUGUGGCAAGUGUUCCAAAUGUUUUUGGUCAAGCAUCUUUCAGGACAGUUGUACCUUCAGACAAGCCUAGUUUGCUUGGAGCUCCCUUUAGACGAGACAGCAGCUCUUCUGAAUCUGAUGAGGUGAAGAGAAGAUUCCUCGUUGUGAACCCUUCUCAAGACAUACGGUAUCAAAGUUUGGGUGAACCUCCUCUGCUGUCCAGAUUACCUGCACCACUACCAGUGAUCCCCAUACAACCACAGGGAGGCUGGCUAGUUGAAGAAGAUAUAAAUAGAGGGCAUUUCAAUAACCGAAAUUCAGGAACUGUUCAAGAGUCUGAUUUGUUAAAAAUUGAUAAGCAGCGAGCUCAUCAGAAUCCACCUUUUCAUGGCACAACUGGUUCAACUCCAGGAUUAUCAUCACAUAUAUCUGAAGUGAAGGGCGAAGAGGGGUAUCCAGGACGUGAAUUGCAGAGGCAGAAUACUCUUUCCGCAAAGCCAUCUGAGGUUGGUGUAUCUCAGAAUCAAUCAUCCUCAUAUGGCAGAGAACUUCAAACUGAAGGUGGAAAAAUGAGCUUGCUGCCAUCUUCUUUUUCUAUUGGAGUGCUGCAAGAAAUUGGAAGGAGAUGCAGCUCAAAGAUUGAGUUCAGGUCUGUCGUAAGCACUAGUAAAGAUUUGCAGUUUUCUGUUGAGGUCUUGUUCACUGGUGAGAAAAUUGGCGUUGGAAUGGGCAAGACGAGGAAGGAUGCUCAGCAACAGGCUGCUGAGAAUGCUCUUCGUUGCUUGGCUGAUAAAUACAUAUCAUAUAUUGCACCUCGUUCUGGAGCUGUGGACAGGGAUUUGAAUAAUCUCUCUCUUGAAAGUGAAAAUGGAUUUAUAUGGGAUAUAAUAAAUCCUGGAUCAGAUGAACCAUCAGUGGAAGAUGGGUUGUCCAAAGAAAGCACUUCUGAGGUUGCUGAAGGGGCACUUGGCAAUACUUCCUUCGAUGUGGGAAACCAACAAGUGCAGAAGCGGUCCAAUUCUCCCAGGUCGUCCCAGUCCAUUCCAAGUAAACGAUCAAAGGAAGAAUUAUUGCAUGGUUCACAAGGUGUAUCAUCCUCAUUGCAGCCGAAGAAUGGGCAUGCUGUUUCAUAGGAAGUAACAAGAUUAUUUAUCAUAAAAAAAAGAGAAAAUUACCUAAGAUUGGAAAAUGUGAAUUCAGCUAAACAUUUUGAGGUUAUAGGCUCUAACACCGGAGUUCCCAUACGCUCAGAGUAUCUUUCUCUUGGUAAAUUUGGAGUGUCCUGCCGAGGUGAAUAAUCUUUCCGUAAUUUAACCUGUUUUUGAAAAGCAGUCUAUUUUCCCUUGAUGCCCUUUGCUUUUUUGUUUUUGUUUUGUCCUGCUUAGGUUUUUUUAUUUUGAGGGUAUAAGGUGCCUUUGGAUCUUUUGUUUCUUCUUUGUUAGUAUCUUUCAUGUAGAAAUCACGGUAGAGAUGAUUAUGUUGACCUCCUUGCCCAUACAAGUUCAGUUUUGUUUUGGCUGGUUGUACUUCCCUAAUGGAAUAGAGAUAUGGUUUGUGUUUUAUAAAUGGCUUUGAUCUUGAUAUAGAAGGUUCAUCUAUGAUA
This is a messenger RNA of Camellia sinensis, 3232 nucleotides long. RefSeq names its product carboxyl-terminal domain (ctd) phosphatase-like 2 (gene CPL2). The record is from RefSeq and is a predicted model, not a curated record. Gene Ontology annotation, molecular function: RNA polymerase II CTD heptapeptide repeat phosphatase activity. Lineage: Eukaryota; Viridiplantae; Streptophyta; Magnoliopsida; Ericales; Theaceae.